Messenger RNA from Heterobasidion irregulare TC 32-1, 775 nucleotides. RefSeq lists its product as uncharacterized. Lineage: Eukaryota; Fungi; Basidiomycota; Agaricomycetes; Russulales; Bondarzewiaceae. Gene Ontology annotation, biological process: protein targeting to membrane. The coding region runs from base 80 to 676 and encodes 198 amino acids. Gene Ontology annotation, cellular component: nascent polypeptide-associated complex; cytoplasm. The record is from RefSeq and is a predicted model, not a curated record. The transcript has 5 exons.
GAGUUCGCCAAUCACGCCUGCUCGUCACCGUCGCCGACGUCAAGCACCGUCUGAAAGUUCCCAAUUCAAAAUUACAAUCAUGUCCGCCACAAUUGAGGAAGUUCAAUCCGACCACUCCGAGCAUGAGCAUGAGCAUGAUCAUGAUCAUGAUCAUGAACACGACCAUGAGGAGGAUCCCACCUCUGCCGCUGCGCUCGAAAAGAUUCAGUCGCGUUCAGAGCGCAAGGCCAGGAAGGCUCUCCUGAGCUUGGGUCUCAAGAAAGUCCCUGGCAUCACACGUGUAACUCUCCGGAGACCUAAGAACUUCCUCUUCGUCAUCGCAUCUCCCGAUGUGUACAAAUCCCAAAACAGCGAUUGCUAUAUCGUGUUUGGUGAGGCCAAGAUGGAAGACAUGAAUGCCCAGGCACAGCUCAACGCAGCUCAGCAGCUCGCCCAAAGCGGAGGUUCUCUGCCCAACCUCGAAAACUCUGGCGCUGGUGGUGAUGGAGAUGACGAUGACGAUAUCCCUGACUUGGAAGCACCAGAAGACGAGGGCCCCGUUGACGAGACUGGUAUCGAUCCCAAAGACAUCGAGCUCGUGAUGGCGCAGGUGAACUGCUCCCGAGCAAAAGCCGUCCGGGUGUUGAAGGAGAGUGGAGGUGAUCUCAUCAAUGCCAUCAUGGCGGCCAGCGAGUGAUCAUUCGUUUUCGUGUUGUGUUCCGCAGCAUCCCUUUGUAUUAUCUCGCACAUCAAUCCAUCUGUUCCGGACUACCGGAAUGCCAGGUUUAUACCUCCG